This is a messenger RNA of Oppia nitens, 1569 nucleotides long. Its product is annotated as levanase-like. Lineage: Eukaryota; Metazoa; Arthropoda; Arachnida; Sarcoptiformes; Oppiidae. Gene Ontology annotation, biological process: sucrose catabolic process. Gene Ontology annotation, molecular function: sucrose alpha-glucosidase activity. The transcript has 3 exons. The record is from RefSeq and is a predicted model, not a curated record. Bases 25 to 1569 code for a protein of 514 amino acids.
UUAGUAAAUUAUUUUCUUUAAAAAAUGUUUAUAAUUUAUAUAACAAUAGCCUUUUUAAUUGGCUAUAUUUCAUGUGAUUAUAAUGAGGACUAUAGACCACAGUUUCACUUUACGCCGCCAAAGGGCUGGAACAACGAUCCCAAUGGACUCAUCUAUUAUAAAGAAAAUUAUCAUUUGUUUUACCAAUUUUAUCCAAAUGGCACCCAUUGGGGUCCUAUGCAUUGGGGACACGCCGUUAGUAAAGACUUGUUUCACUGGCAAAACCUGCCGAUAGCACUGUACCCACAAAUAGGUGGUCGUGAGUAUAUAUUUUCGGGCAGUGCUAUCAUAGACGUAAACAAUGUGACCGGUUUUAAUCCGAGCGGGUCGGACACUAAAGCCAUGAUAGCCAUAUUCACGGGUCAUAAAGAUCCAGAAGGUAUACAAACGCAAUGGAUGGCCUACAGUGUUGAUGAUGGCUUGAAUUGGAAAUACUACGAUAAAAACCCGAUAAUACCGGCUCCGCCUAAACAAAGAGAUUUUAGAGAUCCAAAAAUAUUUAAAUACAAUGACUAUUAUGUUAUAGUAUUGGCGGCCGGAGAUCAUGUCAUGCUAUAUAAGUCGACAAAUAUGAAAGACUGGCAACUCAUACAACAGUUUGGUUUGGGACAGGGAUCUCAUGCUGCGACAUGGGAAUGUACCGACCUAUAUCCCAUGCGUGUCAACAUUAAGGGCAAUUUAGUUGAGAAAUGGAUAUUAACUGUUAAUGUGGCGGCAAAAACCCAAUACUUUGUCGGAGAGUUUGAUGGCAAACAGUUCCGUAAUGACAACCCACCCGAUACUGUCCAAUGGAUAGAUUAUGGAUCCGAUAAUUAUGCCGGUGUCACAUAUAAUCUUGAGCCUAACAAUGGACGCCAUAUAUUCAUGGGAUGGAUGCUUAAUCCGGGCUACGCUGGCGCUACACCUACCAGUGUAUGGAGAGGUGGUAUGACUAUCGCACGAGAGCUAAGUCUAGUUCAUACACCCGAUAAUAAAUUACGAUUAGCAUCGCUACCGGUGCCUGAAAUUAGUAAAAUUGUACAAAACAAUAGCAGUGUUUUAAAUAAAACACUCAAACCCAAUGAAACGCUUAACUUGAAUGCCGACCAAACUGUUAAGUCUAAACUUUUAGACAUUGAACUGGAGGUCGAUAUGAGCUCUGGUCGACUAAAUGCCGAUAAGUUUGGUCUGCAAUUCAAAGGAUCUAAAGAUAUUUUGCGGGUUUAUUUUGACGGAUCCGGCAAUAAGUUUGUUGUGGACAGAAGUGGCACCGGUAGGCAUGAGUUUAGCAAAUCAUUUGUCUUGAAAAGUGAAGGCCCGCGUCUGACCACUGGUUCCGUAAUUACAAUGCGACUCGUAUUAGACGUGGCAUCGGUUGAAUUGUUUGCCGAUCACGGGUUGACUACAAUUACAGAUGCAUUUUAUUCAACCGAUAGUCUGAAUACUAAUAUAAAUUUGUUUUAUGAAUCAACUGUUGGGACUUCAGUAUUGAAAGUCAAUAGAGUAGACAUCAGACAAUUGAAUAGUGUUUGGAAUCAUAAGUUUAUUUAA